Messenger RNA from Carassius gibelio (silver crucian carp), 3405 nucleotides. RefSeq names its product tubulin polymerization-promoting protein. Gene Ontology annotation, molecular function: tubulin binding. The record is from RefSeq and is a predicted model, not a curated record. Gene Ontology annotation, cellular component: microtubule. Gene Ontology annotation, biological process: microtubule polymerization; positive regulation of protein polymerization; microtubule bundle formation. The transcript has 4 exons. The coding region runs from base 162 to 851 and encodes 229 amino acids. NCBI's taxonomy places the organism in Eukaryota, Metazoa, Chordata, Actinopteri, Cypriniformes, Cyprinidae.
CUCAGCAGCAGCGCGCACUCACUCACUCACGCGCGGAUCGCAGCGAGCGUCGCAUCGUGCCGCGCUUCUAAUUCCCGCGGAUGUCUAAUGAUAUAAACAUGUUCCUCUAGAUACUGACAGAAAGAAGAACACGACCGAGGCGUCAUUCAUCUAGCAGCAACAUGGAGGAGUUUAAAGUUCAGAGCGCCAAGCACCCCGUACCCAACAGUUCACCCAUGCGUCCGCACAGCGAGCACCCGAAAGAUCAGGCGGCCAAACGCCUGUCCUCCGCCUCCAACGGUACAAGCGACGGAGGAGCGGGAGCUAAAACACCUGUGGAGAUCACCGCGCUGGAGGAGUCCUUCCGCCGCUUCGCCAUCCACGGAGACACACGAGCCACCGGCAGAGACAUGAACGGCAAGAACUGGUCCAAACUGUGUAAAGACUGCGGCGUCAUCGAUGGCAAGAGCAUCACCCUCACAGACGUGGACAUAGUCUUCUCCAAAGUCAAGAACAAAUCUGCGCGCACGAUUACAUACAGCCAGUUCAAAGAAGCGCUGUUGGAGCUCGCCGGGAAACGCUUCAAAGAUAAGAGCAGCGAGGACGCCGCGCAAGAGCUUUACAAGAUGAUCGAAGGGAAAGCCCCCGUUAUAUCUGGAGUCACGAGAGCCGUGGCUUCCCCAACCGUGUCCCGUUUGACCGACACCACCAAGUUCACCGGGUCACACAAGGAGCGUUUCGACCAGACGGGCCGCGGGAAGGGCAAGGCGGGCCGAGUGGAAGUGGUAGAUAAGUCCGGAUACGUCUCUGGAUACAAGCACGCAGGCUCGUACGAGAAGAAAGUUACAAAAUCUCCACAAAAACCCAUGUGAGAUUCUCCAUGCAGCAACAGAAGACAAACCCGACUCUAUAAAGCACAAAUGGAUUUCCCAUCUUCCAUUCUCUGUGAAUAACCUCUUCCUGUAAGUGUUUGAUUUCUCUUAACUGGAACGCUGUUUACAUCGAACGCCGACGUCACCAGCUGGUACGUUCCUAACUAACACGAUGAUGAUGCCAAGAGAAGUGACUGCAGUGUUGCACGCUCUACUAGUGAAGGUUUCGCUGAUAAUCGUGAAUAUUGACAUGACAUUAAUAUCUGGCAUUAAUAUUUUGAUGCAAAUGCUUGAGUAAUGCUGUGCAAGUCCAAUGAUCCCACAACAUGUGCAACACAAAACUAAGACAUAAGAACAUUUUCCAUUUAUAUUUAAUGCAUUUGGCAGAUGCUUUUAUCCAAAGCCAAAUGCAUUGCAUUUCAAGUUUAAAUUGGAUCAGUUCAUGCAUUCAAUCCCAUGACUUAUUUAUUAUAAUUCAUCUAAAAAUAAAAACUUGCUGAAAAUGCACUCACCUUCAGACUGUCUGAGAUUAAGAGGAGUUUGUUUCUUCAUCAGGUUUGGAGAAAUGUAGCAUUGCAUCAGUGUCUCAUCAAUGGAUGCUCUGCAGUGAAUGGGUGCCGUCAGAAUGAGAGUCUGAUAACAACAUCACAAUAAUCCACAGCACUCCAGUCCUUGAGUUAAUGUAUUGUGAAGAGAAAAGCUGAAACAAAUCCAGCAUUAAGAAAUUUUGAUCUGUGCAGAUUUCUGUCCUGAUUCAGACCAGAACACUUUAUCACUGGAGGAAGUGUUAUUAUGGAUUAUUUGAGUUAAAAACAUCUUAAUGCUGGAUGUGUUUCAUCUUUUGUCAUCUCCAGAUGUUAACUGAUAAGUGCUGUGGAUUAUUGUGAUGUUUUUAUCAGACUCUCAUUCUGACGGCACCCAUUCACUGCAGAGCAUCCGCUGAUGAGACACUGAUGCAGUGCUACAUUUCUCCACAUCUGAUGAAGACACAAACUCGAUGGCCUGAGGAUGAGCACAUUUUCUGCAUCUAAUGCAUCAAAGGCUUAAAAAACUGACAUUGACAAAAACGCUGACGUUGUGUGCAUUUAAAUGUAAUAUAUUUUAAAAUAAGCAGAUGCAAAAGUCCAACCAUCGUGAAUUAUUGUUUCAUGCAUAAAGAACUGACGGCUGGUGCUCAAGAUUGUAUAUCUAGUAGUACGUUCUAUGUUUUGUUUUCUUCUUCAAUUGAUGGCAUAACUAUAUGUUUCUAAUGUUAUAUUCUGAAACACUGUGGAAUGAUUAACUAUUGUUUGUGAAAGGAAACACCAUCAGGAUUUGCUCUGGACUCAACACAUCACAAGACUCUCAGUGCAUCUGAACUGCAAGCUUUGGCUGAAUGAUGUUAACAUGCACAAUCAGACCCAGACAGAAUCUGCAGCGCUGAAUUAGGAAUCAACUGCAUGUUCAUUUAUGAAAUCUGAAAUCCCAUCUUUCUGCCUACUCUAAACUUUAUCAUCAGCACGGUAUUUGAAUCUGUUGUGCAGCAUUGAAGCCUGCAGACUGUGUCUGGGCCUGUUCAUCAGCAACAGAUCAAACUGCAGAUGAAAAUAUUAAAAGCUGUGGUUCUAGUUUGUUAUGUUUUAUAAAUGCAGUGUUUGUGUCUCCAGAACCAUGUUUAUCAGAGAAGUGAGAUGCUGGACUGACGCAGGCAUGAUAUAUGUCUAAACGAACACAUUCCCUUUACCGUGACUAGUGUUGGGAUGGAUUUCACCUGAACACACUGGAUGAGAUCCAACCUUCAGGGUUCCCACAGGAGAUUCACUAAUGAUUCACUAAUGAAUCAUUCAAACUGAUUCGUGAACCAACAAGAGUCAUGGCUUGCAGCAAACAUGUUUUACUCAAUGCAAGCACAAUAUUUAGUUCAUUUAAUAUUUUAAAACCGUGCAUAAUCUACAUUUAUUAUAUGCUUCUUUUUUUAAGCGGAAAAAACAAAUUCCCUAGAAUAGAUUUUUUUUUAUGUGAUGAACUGAUUUGUGAAUCGCUGAUUCACCAACAACAACAAAAAAGACUCAAAAGAAAAAUUCACUCACAAAUUAAGUUUUACUUGAGCCGAUGGAAUAUUUUAGAGCAUGGAGCAACACUUUUAAGACUCUUCCAGAUCUGAGAAAUCAUAUUUUAAUAACUCCCUGAUAUUGAUAUGAUGCUGGGAACCCUGAACUUUGAAAUAGAUGAUAUUGUCCGUGUCUUUGGAACGAAGAAAGGAGGACUGUACAGACAUAUUCUUCUACAGAACAUCUAUUUUCAGAUAAGAACAGUGGCUUAGGAUCAUAAAAGUGACUCGUGUUUAUGAUAACAAACAUAAGGAGGUAUACAUGUUGUUGUAUUUAACGUAUGAUUCAUGUUUUGUGUGUUAUACUGUUAACCAUCCGUUUUGAGGAACAAUACGGUCUUAUUUUUGAAAUAAUGUUUUUUAAUGUUCUGCAGUAUCCUGAUAUAUGCAUGCCAUACGGUGAUGGUAAAGUCAGUGUUUUGUAGCGUCGUAUUGAAUAAAAACAAACUGCCUGGUUCUUCUUUA